This is a messenger RNA of Pyricularia grisea, 1464 nucleotides long. RefSeq lists its product as uncharacterized. The record is from RefSeq and is a predicted model, not a curated record. The coding region runs from base 1 to 1464 and encodes 487 amino acids. The transcript has a single exon. NCBI's taxonomy places the organism in Eukaryota, Fungi, Ascomycota, Sordariomycetes, Magnaporthales, Pyriculariaceae.
AUGGCGUCACUUGAUUUGUUCAUCUCACUCCCGAACCUUGCAGGCAAAUCCCGCCAUAUUAUCACCCAGUCCGUCCAUAGGGACUGGAAUCCAUCGCUAAGGUCAACAAAGUGUCCUGGGUUCGACAUCUUCUUGCUCCUCACAAGGUACCUGUGGACCUACAGCUCCCACGAUCUCAGCCAAAGAGUCCAACAGGAUUUGGAGAAGAGGCAAUUAGUCCCGACCAUUCUCUGGUCUCAAUGGGAUGAAGACUGGGUCAAGGCGAAUCGCGUCGCCAUCUCCAAGCUCAUUACCCACGCAGGCAUGGACAAGUCCUUCGAGGAACUUGUCCGAGACGAGACCCUGGCCUCCUCGGUCAUGAACAAGGACAAUUUAUGUCUCUGGAAGGCCAACAACGGUGACCUAUCCGGCUAUGACUUCAUUUACCACGACGGAGAAGCUCAAAUUGGCGAAGAGAUCACCCAUCAGAUUCUCCAGCGCACGCCACCGUGCACAAGAUUUGCGUUUCCGCCGUUCCUACGUGUAUGUUUGGAGCGUUCGCCAAGAGCCCUGGAAAACCUGCUCUCUUUUCAUUUGCGUCUCAACAAACACAACGGCUACAAUAUCAGGCCCACGGCCUAUUUCCUGCUAGCAACGGUUCGGUGCGAGCCCAAUAACGAGACAGUGCGUCUUUACGACACAUCCGGGCAUGUGGUUCCUACUCCUGUCCCAGCAAAGAAGGCUCCAAUCUUUGUCAUGGACGAAGAAGAAGAAGAAGAGAUCGACAAGCGUUACCUGCUGUUUUACCGUUCAACAGGCAUGGACAUUCCACUGCCUAACCUCGGCCAGUUGGUUAGUCAGUCCUUUAACCGAUACUCUUUUCUGGGGAAACAGAGUGCAAUCAACCGGUUGUUGGUUUCCGCCGGGCCCAUGGAACUACCACUACCCAAGACUUCCAAGCCUCUGGUCGAAACAACGCCUUUCCCCCUCUAUACUCCUCCACAGACCUUGACUGUGUCGCAGGUCUCGGCCUCUCCAAAGACGUCGGCCCUUCUGCAAGAGCCCCUCCCGCACUUGUCGGGUCCUGCUCAGGUAUCGAAUAGCCAGUUGCCAAGCUUUGUUGGUAAACAUGUCCCGAAACCUACAGACACCAACACGCAGCCAAAGAAAGUAAGCCAUCCUUUCAAGCACAACCCUGCCAGGAACCACCGACCCAUGGAUGAACCAAGAAAUCCUACCAGAACGUCGGGCAGUAAGGCGCGCAAAAGAAGGAGCCGUGCCCAGAUGGCGGACACAUACCGACCCCAGUAUGGGGAUGACCGAGACCGCCAAGAUACCUCUCAAGAUCAAGAAUCCACUGGUGGCCGUCGUCUUGAACAGGAUGAUACCAUUGACCGUAGCGAUCGUGGUGGUCAAGCCAGUCGCAAGAUUUCUGACAACGGGGAUGGAGGACCUCGAACCGAAACGCGACGAUACCAGACUUGA